AUGAAGAAUAAGGAAGCAAGCACAGUUGCGACACAUCUUCUAAAAGAUGUUUUCAAAGUUCUUGAACCCCCUAUGAUUAUCCAAAGUGACAAUGGUAAAGAGUUUGUUGUAAAAAUUAUUACUGAAAUUUGUAAAGCUCUUAAUAUUACAAUCAAGCAUGAUUUCUCCAGAACUAUCGCCGCUUCUGAAACUUCCAUCUCUGAGACCAUCACCACCACUUUUAAAACCACUGUUUUUAAAACCACCACCUCUGAAACUAUAACAAACGAAGUUACUAUGGAACAACACAUUUCACAUAUGCUUAAAAUUCACCAAUCCAUAAAUGCUUCACUUGAAAAAUAUCGUGAAAAGUUAGGCCAUAAUAAUGUGCAUAAAAAGAAAACAACAAAUAAUACAAUUGAAAUUGAAACUGAAGUUGCUAUUGCACCCGAUCAUGAUAUGAAUCAACAAACUCGCAAGAGAAAGUUGCAGCUGACCUUUUCAGAACGAGGUGUUUUUAAGUCCCUCAAGUCCAAUAAUUACACUGCAAUUGUUGAAGUGAAUGGCAAAGAUGUUCAAAUUCCUGUCAAACGG
This is a messenger RNA of Acaulospora morrowiae, 573 nucleotides long. The record is from the annotation of a GenBank genome assembly. Lineage: Eukaryota; Fungi; Glomeromycota; Glomeromycetes; Diversisporales; Acaulosporaceae.